CAAAACUGGAGAUCAAAGUGGAAGCUUAUUCCCUGUAAUCUUCGUUGAGAUUACAGAGGAAUUUACAGAGACAGAGAGUAGGUAAUUGUUGUUAUUGUGUUUGCCAUUGAUGGGUGGAGAUUGAGAUUUGAAAUUGAGAUUGAGAAUCUGGCUAGCCAUUUCAUUUUUGUUGGCAAAUUCUAGCCAAGAAAUCUGGCGAACCUUGGAGGAUUGAGGGCUCGGUUGUCAUUGAAGCAUUCCGUUUCUGAUCACAACGACGAGGAGGAGGAGUGCCGGCCUUGGCGUCGCAGGCUUUUUAUGGCUUUCACAUGGCGCUCCGCCCUCAAGAUUACCUUCUUACUUAUACUUGUUGCUGCUGCAGUGAUUGCUUGUUUCACCCUCCCAAUAGAGAAGAUUCUGAAGGACUUUUUACUAUGGGUUGAUCAAGAUCUUGGCGCUUGGGGUCCGCUUGUGCUGUCUCUUGCAUACAUUCCUUUGACAGUGCUGGCAGUUCCUGCUUCAAUACUUACGCUUGGUGGUGGUUAUCUAUUUGGGUUACCUGUGGGCUUUGUUGCUGAUUCCAUUGGUGCAACUGUUGGGGCCGGGGCAGCUUUCCUUCUUGGACGAACUAUUGGGAAGUCAUUUGUUGUUUCCAAGCUGAAGGAUUAUCCGCAAUUUCAUUCGGUUGCAAUUGCUAUUAAUCGGUCUGGAUUUAAGAUAGUAUUGCUGCUCCGGCUUGUCCCUUUACUUCCAUUUAACAUGUUGAAUUACCUAUUGUCCGUGACUCCUGUUUCACUAGGGGAAUACAUGUUGGCUUCAUGGUUGGGAAUGAUGCCCAUCACCCUUGCACUAGUGUAUGUUGGAACCACACUCAAAGAUCUUUCUGAUGUUACGCAUGGUUGGGGAGAAUUGUCGAAGACUCGUUUGGCAUUCAUUAUAUUGGGUCUUGUGGUAUCUGCGCUUCUGGCGUACUGCAUCACCAGAGUUGCUAAGGCUGCUUUGGAAAAAGCUUUGGCCGAGAAUGGAGAUGCUGUUGAUUAUUUGGGUCUCUCCCCGCGUCUACCCGUCGCAGCUGAAUCACCUGUUGAUCUUAACCUGCCCCUCAUAAUCAAGAUUGACUCUCCUCAAGAUGAUCGUAUAUGAAAAGAGUUCUUUUGACAUGUAAAUUCUUCAUUCUCCUCCUUCAAUAGGCCCGGCUUCUCUGAACGAUGGAAAAGUGUCAUUUUUUAUUUAUGUACAAUUCAUAUUCCAUAACGUAGGAUCUAGUUUCUUGAUAUAGAGUGGCCGAUUUCUAAAUUAAGCAUGUGCUAAAGAGUAGCUGCUUGGUUUUUUACUAUUACAAUAAAAGUGACAGUCCUACUGACUAAAAGCAUUCGUUUAGUGAGUUAUCUUUGUGAUCUAAA
Messenger RNA from Cucurbita moschata (crookneck pumpkin), 1382 nucleotides. RefSeq names its product TVP38/TMEM64 family membrane protein slr0305-like. Bases 298 to 1122 code for a protein of 274 amino acids. Lineage: Eukaryota; Viridiplantae; Streptophyta; Magnoliopsida; Cucurbitales; Cucurbitaceae. The transcript has 9 exons. The record is from RefSeq and is a predicted model, not a curated record. Gene Ontology annotation, cellular component: membrane.